AUGCAAGUUUGGAGGGAGAAAAAUGUUAUAAAGCCAGCACCUGGGAUAUUUCAACAGUUCACAGAGCAGGUCUGUGACAAAUGUCCAAAUGUUAAAUAUGAAAGAGAUGGUUAUUUCAUCACUGUCAGGCAUGCAAGAAGGGCAGUUGAGUCACCAGCUUUUGUCCUUUUACAAGAAGUGCUAUUUUUUGAGGAUGGUGAGCCCAUAAUUGAUGGAGAGUCUGGAGAUCUAAGGUUUCGUAUCCGUACAGCACCCCAUGGCCUCUUCAGAAGGGAAGGCAAUGACUUGCACACCACUGUCACUAUAACACUGGUUCAAGCACUUGUCGGCUAUGAGAAGACUGUUAAACACCUAGAUGAGCAUCUGGUGGACAUAAGCACGAAGGGAAUCACAAAUCCAAAGCAAGUGAGGAAGUUCAAUGGAGAGGGCAUGCCACUGCAUAUGAGCACCAAGAAAGGAUAUCUUUACGUCACGUUUAAGGUUCUCUUCCCAACCUCACUAACCGAGGAGCGGAAAACAAAUAUAAUAGCAAUUCUUUAUUAGAAUACAAAAUACGUGUUAUUUUUUGCUCAGUAUGUCUUCAAUGUAACA
Messenger RNA from Glycine soja, 591 nucleotides. RefSeq names its product dnaJ protein ERDJ3B-like. NCBI's taxonomy places the organism in Eukaryota, Viridiplantae, Streptophyta, Magnoliopsida, Fabales, Fabaceae. The transcript has 7 exons. Gene Ontology annotation, biological process: protein folding. Bases 1 to 543 code for a protein of 180 amino acids. The record is from RefSeq and is a predicted model, not a curated record.